AUGACUUCACUGAAAGCCCUCAAAACAAACCUUGAAUACUCCAUAAAACUGCUCACAACAUGGAAUGUUGGCUUCUCCCUAUCACCCUAUUACCGCAUGGCAAGCACAGUGACCGACAAACUCAUCAAGGAUCUGACUAAAUACCUGGAUCAAUACGCAAACGAAGCCAGUAAGUCAUAUCCGCAUUAUGAUUAUAUCGUUUUCUUUGGCAACGAGGUUGAGAGGUUGCUUCUGGAUGUCACAAAGGAGAUGCUGAAGUCCUGUGACGAGGUUUCAAUGGGACCACCUGGUCUUAACCCAUCCGUCAAGAAAAAGUUGGAACUUGCUAUCCAACAUAUCUGGGUGUUAAGGGGGAUGAUUCGUCGUCAGCAAAAACCAGAAGGGCGUGAUGUGCUAACUUCUCGUCGCCGAAGGCAGCACUGUUUUUCUUAG
Penicillium cataractarum is the source of this 432-nucleotide messenger RNA. RefSeq lists its product as uncharacterized. The coding region runs from base 1 to 432 and encodes 143 amino acids. The record is from RefSeq and is a predicted model, not a curated record. The transcript has a single exon. NCBI's taxonomy places the organism in Eukaryota, Fungi, Ascomycota, Eurotiomycetes, Eurotiales, Aspergillaceae.